Funneliformis mosseae is the source of this 410-nucleotide messenger RNA. The record is from the annotation of a GenBank genome assembly. NCBI's taxonomy places the organism in Eukaryota, Fungi, Glomeromycota, Glomeromycetes, Glomerales, Glomeraceae.
CUAAUCUUGAAUAUAUUGGCAUUCAUACUUGUGGAUCUAUUUGUGAUAGAGCUGAAGAAAAUUGGAAUCAUAUUAAAAGCUUCAACUGGUGGACUUCUAUUUGGUUUAUAAAUGAUAUUAUUGAAGUUAAUAUUGGAAAAAAUAAUUAUGAAAAAAUUAAUCGUAAAGCUUUGAGACCAGUAAAACCUACUAAAUUGAGUUGGAAAAUUAAUGAUUCUUGUGAAUUUAAAAAUCCAAAAAAUAAUAAAUAUAAUCCUACACAUAUUUUUAAAAAACUUCAGAAUAAUCUUUCAAAAAGUAAUAUUGGAGAGGAUAAUAGUCAAAAUAUUAGAGAAAUUAUAAUAGAUAGAAAAGAAAAUAAGAUACGGGUUAAUCUUGCUGAACAAAUAUUAUCAAAAGAUGUUGAAAAU